AACCGACAUGCUGGUGGACAGUAAGAUCCUCAACUUUUGCGUCGAGCUCUUGCGGAACGACUCUUUAGACGACGCUACGAAGCGCAAAAGUCUCUAUCAUGCACUCUUGAGCUUCCUUCAAGCAAUCGGCAUGCACGUCAUGGCAAAUCGGACACUGUUUAGUGAACGCUCGGUACAGCCUGAUGCGGUCAAUCUCCUGACGUUAUCUUUUCGUGGGAGUAGAACCAGAUCAAAGGAGACCGCUUCGUCUGUCGCGGACAGCCUCCGUAACUUAAACACCCAAAGUGUUCUAGUCCUCCAGAGCGCCAAGACCAACGAGAAAGACUUUCACUCGGUAGAUGGACAAGAUAUGCUCUUGCUUUGCCGGGAAAUAUCAGAACUCUCGCAGUAUAUUCUUGCGUACACUGAGGCGGGGUCUAAUCAAAACGUCAAGGCCACAAUGGUGGACCUCGCUAUCAAUGACGUACCCGAUGAACAGAUACUGACAACUCAUGCGUACGCUUCAAAAGCAACGUCCUUGAAAUUCUCACCACCCGGCCGUUUCAAGCGCUUAAUCACGGAGAUUACAACUUUGAAGACAGGGCUACCUCCAGGCAUCUUCGUCCGAUAUUGUGAGAACCGGCCAGAUGUUAUGAAGGUAGCAAUCAUCGGUCCUGGUGGAACUCCGUACGAGAACGGUAUCUUCGAGUUCGAUUUCUUCUGCGAUUCAAGUUUCCCCAACAAACCGCCGAUGGUACAAUUUCGGGGAACCGGGGGAGGACGAAUCUCCAUAAAUCCAAACCUGUAUGCAGAUGGCAAGGUCUGUUUAUCUCUGCUCGGAACUUGGGCAGGAGAGCCUUGGACACGGGGCGAGUCAACACUUCUUCAAGUCGUUAUCUCGCUCCAAGCGAUGAUUUUCUGUGACGAGCCAUGGUACAAUGAGCCAGGUAGAGAAGCCGCAUAUCACCGCGGCUCGGGGCAAGAUCCAGCAGCCGCCUAUAACCAAACGAUCCGUGAGCACACAGUACGUCACGCAAUGUUGACCUGGCUUGAUCGACCUCCACAGUUGUGGCACGCUGUGGUUGAGUCUCACUUCAAGCAAAACGCCAAUAAUAUCUUGAAGACCGUGGAAGAAUGGGCCAAGAAGAAGGUUCCAAAUCAUCUCAGUCAUUAUGAUUAUGUCGGUUUCGAGAUGGAAGACUUUAUGCCGCCGAUGGGUAGCCGUACAUCGGCAGUGGGUAAAGCCGACCUUGAAUCGAUGCUCCCGCGACUACAGAUUGCAUUGCAGAACCAUGGCGCGACUUAUGUCAUUCAGCAGACUCUACAACCCACUGCACGGCAACCUUCGAAUGUACGUGUUUCAAUGCCACAACCCACGAUAUCGUACCCUAUGCCACCAAACCCCAUGUUGCCGCUACCACUAGGACCACCACCGCCCUAUAGUGUAACGCAGACAAAGUUCCCAGGUUUGAACCUACAAAACCAAGGUCGUGGACCAGGUCGUGCGCUUGGUAGUGGAGGUGGGCAAUCUAGUAAGAGUGCAACAAAUGCAGCUCCAAGCAGUCAUGGCGGAUCCAUUUUCAGUGGCUCUUUCGACGGUUACGGUAGGUACGAGACGAGGUCAGCUACUCGUAGCCGCAGUGGACCUGCUGCGCAAACGGGAGAUGCAAGCGAUCCUGUUGGUAACGCGCCGCCGAGCCCAUUCCCAGGAGACUCUAGAGGACGCGGAGGAUCCGCAAUAAAGAUAAAUAGAGGAGGUCGUGGUAUGCUUCGUGGUGUUGGGCGCGAUGAUCCUCGAGGUCCAUAGUCUAAGCUAUUUAUAGUCCUUAGGAAGGUGAGGUAAAUGAAUUGAAGCUGCGGUCCUAGGCUGAAACAAAGAUAGUCUGGAGGACUGCUUAGCUAAGGCAUAUCAAACCAGUGUGUGGGCGCACUAUUUAGAUGUACCUGAAAAAUAAAAUUUAAUGCUACGCA
Cucurbitaria berberidis CBS 394.84 is the source of this 1950-nucleotide messenger RNA. RefSeq lists its product as uncharacterized. Gene Ontology annotation, molecular function: ubiquitin conjugating enzyme activity. The record is from RefSeq and is a predicted model, not a curated record. The coding region runs from base 8 to 1786 and encodes 592 amino acids. NCBI's taxonomy places the organism in Eukaryota, Fungi, Ascomycota, Dothideomycetes, Pleosporales, Cucurbitariaceae. The transcript has a single exon.